AUGGGGUACUCAAACUUUAAUCUGCAGACAUGUCUCCUUCUGGACAAAUUAGUGACGACGAACCCUAAGUUACCCUCCGACGGAACAUGGUUGUAUUUUGUCAAAGCAUCGGAAUGUCCUAUAUCAUGGGAGAUGAAUGGGAAAAACAAAUAUUGCUUUGUGAAAAAUUCACUUCCUUGGACGUCUGCCAAGGAUAGCUGUAUUUCGAUGGGAGCACAUCUUCUUGCAAUAGAAACUGAAGCUGAACAAACCUGGAUUAAUGUCAAAGCCUCUGGUUACGCAUGGUGGAUCGGGGGAACAGAUACAAAUUCAGAAAACACAUAUUACUGGGAACACACUAAUGAUAUGAUGAACUUCUCAAACUGGGAUGAUGGUCAACCUAAUGGGGCCCAAGAUGAAAAUUGCGCACAUAGGUUUAGAAAGCCAUUGAAAACAAUCAUUUUUUUCCAAAUCAAAGCCUGUGUAGAUAAGAUAAACAACUGUGCAAACUAUGGGAGAACUUCCUGUCUUCACCCUUACGAGGAGUGGGCCCGAGAUAACUGUCCUCUAUAUUGUGGAAUAUGCAAUGGACCCCCCACAACCGAAACUCCCUGUGCUGACACUAGAGAUGACUGCGAUACUUAUGGAAAGAAUAUCUGUCAGGAUGUGAAGUACGCUCCCUGGGUACUGGAUAACUGUCGCUAUUACUGCAGACAGUGCACUGAUGGACAGCUAGCAGUUGCAGACUCCAAGACAACAACACUGCCCCCUCCUCCUUGUGUUAAUAAACUUGGAAACUGUGAAAGAUACGGUAAAGAUGUCUGUAACAACCCAUUGUAUGCUCCCUGGGCAAAGGACAAUUGCCGCUAUUUCUGCAGACAGUGCACAAGGGAGCAGUUGGAUAUUGCAGACUCAAAAACUACCACCACCACUGUUCGUCCUACACCAGGAUUGGCCUGUGUAGAUAUGGUACCUCACUGUGAUGUAUAUGGUGACAGUGUUUGUACCAGUGCCGAUUACCGAUCCUGGGCAGAAGCAAACUGUCGUGCUUAUUGCAAGAUCUGCACGCCAUCUGCAAGUGCAAAGCAAAUUGACGGAUUCCAGAUGGUUCCAGCGGGAAAAAGAGGAGUGGAAUGAUAAUACGAAGCCAAGUCAUACACUAUGUUCA
Messenger RNA from Saccostrea echinata, 1147 nucleotides. RefSeq lists its product as uncharacterized. Bases 1 to 1116 code for a protein of 371 amino acids. The transcript is spliced from 12 exons. The record is from RefSeq and is a predicted model, not a curated record. NCBI's taxonomy places the organism in Eukaryota, Metazoa, Mollusca, Bivalvia, Ostreida, Ostreidae.